UCGGCGGUCUCCAGCAUCCUCGGCGGCUUCAUGGCCUCUGGCUCCAGCGCGCACGAGCUCCACCCGGACCCGCAGCUCCGGUUCCCGUACAGCAGACCGGAUUUCCUCGCGCUGUCUCCAGACGAGGUGGAGUGCUCCGCGGAUCACGUCUCCAGACCCAUCCACAUCCUCAAGGAGAUGAAGCUGCCCUGGGCCGCCGGAUACGCGGAGGUGAUCAAUGCCGGUAAAAGCCCUCUAAAUGACGACCAGGCGUGCUGUGAGGUGGUAGAGCUCAGGAGACGCUCCUCGCUGCCCAGCGCAGACCUCCUGGAGGCCAUCGACAGCACAGUGAGGCCUGCUGACAUCACUCCUCACAGAGGUGAAGGAGCUGAACUUCCACUACUCCACUACCCCAUCCAUCACCUCCACCCAUCUGCUGGAUGCCUGUCCCGGGCCGCUUCGCUCAGAGGGGCCCACUUAUACAACGCACCGCGGUUCUUCAUGGAGAAGAAGAUCAAACAGGAGAGUCUGGUGGUGGGAGCCAUAGAGAACGCCUUCAAGGAGAUGGAUGCUCAUAUCGCUCGAGAGAGGAUGCUUUACUCUAUAUCUGGAGGAUGUACUGCUCUUGUAGUGGUGUAUUUACUUGGAAAACUGUACGUGGCCAACGCUGGUGAAAGCCUGAAUAUCACUAAACCAACUGAGGCCUACAAAACCGUCCUGGAGGAAGAUCUGAAGUGUCCACUCAUAUUCGUAGGGGAAAAAAAGGCGCGUGUUUUGGCCACCAUCGGCAUCACUCGUGGACUCUGAGAUCAUGACCUGAAGGUUCACGACUCAGACAUCGCUAUCAAGCUGUUCCUCUCCUGCUCUCCAGAGGUGAAGAUCUAUAAUCUCUCUGAGUAUGAGCAUGGCGCCGAUGAUGUCAUGAUCCUGGCUAUAGAUGGACUCUGGGACGUGCUGUCCAAUCAGGAAGUGGUAGAGGCGGUAUCUGGUUUCCUUGGAAACUGUGACCCUGAUGACCAGCACAGGUACACAAUGGCAGCUCAAGAUCUGGUGAUGAAAGCCCGAGGUGUUCUGAGGGACCAAGGCUGGAGAAUCGCUGGAGGCUCUGGAGACGACAUUUCAGUCUUUAUAAUUCCUCUAAUGCAUGGCAAUAGCCAACAGCCUCAGCCUAGCUGA
Messenger RNA from Carassius carassius (crucian carp), 1155 nucleotides. It is a transcript of the gene ppm1h, whose product is annotated as protein phosphatase, Mg2+/Mn2+ dependent, 1H. Gene Ontology annotation, molecular function: protein serine/threonine phosphatase activity. The record is from RefSeq and is a predicted model, not a curated record. Lineage: Eukaryota; Metazoa; Chordata; Actinopteri; Cypriniformes; Cyprinidae. Gene Ontology annotation, biological process: protein dephosphorylation.